AUGAACAAUGAACUGUGGACGUUUUCUUUCGAUCAACCAGCUAGUCUACCUAGUCCAUCUAAGGCGUACAAUUUAACAGAGACAUCUACAGGUCUGUUUUUGGCAUCGACUUUAGUAACUUCUGCUGGAUCGGGGCUUGAUAGUAGUGCUUCUACUGGUGUGGGAUCUCGUGCUGCCAGUUCGGUUGGCAAUGUUGGUGUCAGUAUGGGAGCAUCUCCUGGGGUCGGUGUGGGUGUAGUAGGGGUCGGGGUAGUUGGUGAUGGUGUGGACGUGAAUAAUGGAGUUGGAAUUGCUGGUGGUAUUGGUAGUGCUAUUAGUAAUGCUAUGGGUAAUGCAAUAGGUCAGAGCCCAAACUCUGCGAAUGGCAUCUCCAUGUCUCCUAUGCCAGUACCUGUGUCAACAUUAUCAAGCAUAUCCAAUACUGCAACAACACCUGGUGCUUAUCUACCCUUUAUAUCUGCCAUUAGAUCUUUGGUAUGUGCCAACUUAUCAUCGCCCACUCUAUUUUUGCCAUUCGGUCAGUCGCUGCUGUCAGUUAAUGGCCAAAAAUUGCUACAUAUCGACCCAAUUUUGACUCCCAUGGGUGAACUAAUAAUAAAAGAGUACUGCGAGCAGGUCCCCUUGAUUCCACUGAAGGAGUUCAAGGGAUACAUUCAAGCAGAUAACAAUACCUUGAUGUCUUCUCCUCUUCAUGUGUACUUAGCUCCAUCGGCACUUUCUGGACUUGUGAUUGAAAAGUCAUUGAAAGCUCCAACCAGUGCCAAUAUUAGUCAAUUUCUUUCACUGCUUGAAUUGGCCACUAAUGCCGACUUUGCAUCUUCUGAAAAGUAUCCAUUUAAAGAAUGGGUCAAAAUACGCCUGGCUAGCUCGAACAAGGAUGUGAUCUGGCCGGCUGACCUGUGCUUCACAAUUAUCACAAAAAAUAACGGCUUAGAACAAAGUGAUAUGGACUGGACACGGAAUGAGUUUAUUUUCGACGAAGCUGAAACUCAGAUCGAGACGUCGAAAUCUGCUCUAGCAAAGCCUCACUUGUCCAAUAAUUCAGCUAAUCCGCAAAUCAGCAGCACUGGGUCUCAACCGGGUCAGAAUAAUAACCGUCAACAGUCCAACUCGUUAAUGCAUAGGACUAAUCUGGCCUUGUCUUCUGAGGGCGAGUUGAAGGGUAGCAUGUCAAACGUAUAUCCAACACCGCCUGAUCCGCAGGGAAGGCUCGAAAGACCCAACACUAAUUUUGCAUCAACAUCCGAUUCCAAUGCCAAUAACGAAACAAAUUGGGUAACUCCUGGAGCUACUGUGCCGAACGAGACAUGGGGAGAUCUCGACGAGGAGUUAUUCGGCGAUGAUCAAGAGAUUACUGAGGCUGAUUUCAACUUUUUCGACCAACCUGAAGAGCAUGAAAUGGUAAGCAGCGCCAUGCAGGUUGAUGAUGGUAAUAUUUCUGUUACUCCCUUAAAGUCGGAGCUGGCAAAUGACAAUGCUAUGUCCCAAAAACCACCCGAAGCUGAUGUCGAAAUGACUCUGGAGCCAAAUAUUCGUGAGAAAUAUAAUGACGAUCAAUCAAAAAGCGUAGUCCCUCAAGUAAAGAUAGAAUCGGACAGCUCACAGGAAUCGGCCCCAGCUAAAAGAGAACCGCGGGUAAAAAUAGAGGAACCGAGACUCACGAAGAAUUCCAUAAUAAACGAAAGGGAUUUUCACAAAGAGGUGAAGUUAGAUUUUCCUUCCGUCGAGGGCCCUCCUUCCAAGCGUCGUAAAAGUGUAUUUGCGGCUUUAAACUUCAAUACUCUCAUAUCUAGUGGCUUGGAUGCUAAGUAUCAUGCUGGAGGGCGGUUUUACGUACCGGAUCCUGAUGCCAGCAACGAUGAUGAUAUGUCUUCUGAUUCUGAUUCAGAUAUCAGUAAUGGUGGGCCCGCCGACAAUCCUGAGAAUACUGGUAGUUUAGAUGGCAAGAUCGCAACGCCAGAAUCUAGACAAAUGACUAGUAUUAGUGGAAAUCUGGCCAAUGGCGACCAUCUGCUGGACUAUACAUCGAGCUGGUUACACCUGAUGGCUCAGUCACUAGUGGUUAACAACAUCAGCCAAAGAACUGGAUAUGGUGUAAAAUUAGCCCGCCUGGGUGAUGAUACGAAGCUGCCUACGCUACUGGAGCAAAUUGUAUGGGAUAGUGGAAUGUUUAGUGAAUUGGUAAACCCUCCUCCUACUUUAGAGGUUCCAGAUACAACCGUUGUGCGGAAAACCCUGGCACUGUUUCCCAGUCUCAGUAACAUUACAUUAGCUGAUCUGAUGCACAUGUCUAAUACUCUCAGCAGUCCAAACAGCACCACUGCUGAUUUAAAAGGUGGUAAUGGAGGAGGUGUGGCAAUGGGCAAUGAUGUCAAAUCUCCACAUCCUCAGGACCAAAGUUUGCGGAACGAUCAGAAACGACAAGACAUGAUUGGAGCGAGUAAAAUGGGACCUGUUUCCGGUGCUACUAAUAGUAACAGCAAUCAUCAUGCUCGUGCGGAAGCGCUUAGUAAGUUGAUUCCAAAUGAAGCAUUCCCUAUAUCUCCACCUUUAUUUUCGAUACGUCGACUCAAUCAACCUAUGAAAGCUCGAGCUCCAAUCUUGAGGUUUUGGAAAAUAUUCGGUCUCAAUCCCAAGCAUGGAGCAAAAGAUAUUAUUUUGCUAAUGCUUUGUCCAGCUGGUAACGGCAUAAUUCACGCCUGUCAGGCAUACAACGACUUCUUUCGGAACACCUACGAAGGAUGUGGCCUAGGAAAUGUAGAACUCGGCGAGUUUUCUAAUUAUCGCGACGGAAUUAUACCAGUGCUAAACUCGGGAGAUGAUGCCACGUUUUACUCUGCUAUAUCAGAAAUAGACAGUCUUGCUGAAUCCGUGACUGACAAAACCGUGGUUAUACUUACCGCGUGUAGAACAAAUGACACAGCCAUGAUCAUCUCGGUUAACAAUGCUAUUUUCAACCUGAGACAAAGGAACGGGGUGGUUUGGCAGGCAAUAGACCUGGAAAAGAUAGCUCAAGAAGACACGAUUGUUGUACCCUCUCAAUCUAGUACUGUAAAACUGGCACUGGUUAUAUAUGACAAGUGUUUAGACUAUUCCAUUGGCAGCAGUCGAUUUUUAUGCAGAACAGCACCUUCUUUUACAUUAUCAAGGAUGCCUCCGCCAAAAAUCAGUUUCAAGCUCACCACAGAUCCACCCAGCAAUUUGAUGGAUGAAGAUUCCCUGUUGCACGUAAGUUAUGCCCUGUCUCAAGACGGAAGAUGGGUUUCCGUUGCGUGGUCCGACCAAUGGGGCGUAAUAUCAAUGGUCGAUGCUAUUUGUUUAAAACGACCUGGAUCAAGGUUGAGAGGUUUAGAAGAAGUUUGUGCUGAGAUCUGGGAUAAGACAAUCUCCAUCGCUAACAGUCGAUCAAUCCAUUGGCGUGUAAUUCUUGCCAAGGUGGGAACAAAAAUGGAUGGCAAGGAACUCAACAUGUGGCUAAGACUUUCUGAAUCAACGAGCGGAAGUAAUAAUAAUAAUGGUAAUGGUAACGGUAAUAAUAACAGCAACAACAGUGGUAGCGGCACUGGGGCUAACAUUCCUCAUAGCUCUCAUGGUUCUCCCUCAGCUGCUGUCAGCAACUCUAGCUCUAGGAAUAGCAAUAUCAGCUUCCUGUAUGUUGUGUCUGUCUAUUAUAAUGCCCCAUUGGUUAUCCAGGGUAAUUCAGUAUUUCCAUACGAGAAGUUUUUUGAGGUUUCCAAUCGUCCGGCAGCGUCUAACCUUGAAAAGACUCCUGUUACUCCUCAACGGGGGAUGGGCGAGAUGGAGUCUCCUGAUAUGUAUGGAAUUAACAUCGCAACACCAUCCAGUGGGGGUCAUAAUCCGGUUGAGGCGGAUAAACAGCAGCAUGACACAACUGAUGACAUUGUAAUGGUCGAUGUCAAAGAUGAUGCUUACGGUGUUCUGCUUCAUGAUUCGGCACUCCAACUCGUUCAGGGCAGUGUUGAUCAGGGUGAAACUGCUGUCAGCAAGCCUGCAAUUGUGGGUCUACUUCUCAAACCACCCACACAUGGCACUCGUCAAUUGCUUCGACUUCAAGUGUCGAUGGUCCAUAGCCCAACCUCGGCACCAAUGAUGAUGAAAUCACUUCUCGUGCAAUAUCGUCGUUUGGCGACGCUGGGCGAAGCUACGGGUGUCAGCUGUAACUCGACGGUGGUUCCUUGGCAUGUUGAUGCUUGCACAAAAAUGCUUCAGUUCCUAAACCACAUAGAGUAA
Messenger RNA from Sugiyamaella lignohabitans, 4251 nucleotides. RefSeq lists its product as uncharacterized. NCBI's taxonomy places the organism in Eukaryota, Fungi, Ascomycota, Dipodascomycetes, Dipodascales, Trichomonascaceae. Gene Ontology annotation, molecular function: transcription coregulator activity. The transcript has a single exon. The record is from RefSeq and is a predicted model, not a curated record. Gene Ontology annotation, biological process: regulation of transcription by RNA polymerase II. Gene Ontology annotation, cellular component: mediator complex. The coding region runs from base 1 to 4251 and encodes 1416 amino acids.